GUGUGCCUUUCACACAGUAGCUGGUGUCUGAAUUCAGCAGCUUGUGGAGCACAGGUUUUACACAGGGUUUGACAAAAGUGAAAUCAGUGUAGGUUGCUGACUGACCACCCCUGGAGAGCACCUUGAGACAGGAACAGAAAGUGGCAGCUCCGGCGCACGAGAGGAAGGCCAUGGUGUUUGUCCGUGGACAUGGAGGUUGUGUGUGAUGCUUUAUUCUCUUCUGAACUCCUGCCCUCUGAAAAAAGCUUUUGGCUGGAUGUAUUGCAUGGGAUUGAAAUGUAGUUUGUCCUCUGCCUAUCUGCAUCUAUUCCUGGAGGAAAUAACAUCUGAAAACCUAAUUCAGUGUUGGAAUCACAAACAGAAAAAAGCAGGACACAAAGCCUGCUGCCUUGAGUACAUGGAAUUCCACAUGCAUGUGCAGCUACCUACCAGAGGAGUCAAACAAAUUAUUCCAGCCCAUGGAGAAGUGCACAUGAGAACAGGAUAAAUAUGGCUUUUAAGGGCGAGGACCACUUAGAUUCCCUUUCCUUCCCAGUUCAGCGCAUGCACCUAAUCCAGGUGGACUCCGUUCAGCGAUGGAUGGAGGACCUGAAGCUGAUGACAGACUGUGAAUGUAUGUGCAUUCUCCAGUCCAAGCCCAUCAGCAUUGAGAAGGAUGAACAAAAUGAACUCAUCCUCUCCUCACAGUACAGCACUUGUGAUAACUUGCAGCUCCUGCUGAAGAGAGCUUGGAUCAUCAGCACUGAGCUGACCAGGAUUGCUCAGAAGCUGGAGAAGAACAGGUGGCAGAGGGUCCACAGCAUGACAGUGAGAGUCAACUGCCACGUGCACUCCAUGAUAAACGAGUACAGCACCUCCAGCAGGAGCUCUUCAGAAGAAAUGCACCAGCUUGAAAAACUCUUAAUAGACAAGUGUUCAGAAUUUACAGCAUUUACAGAAAGGUGCUUACAGACUGAAGAUGAAGAGAUACUGAAGUCCAUGAAAUCUUGUGUUAACGAAACACUCACGACUGUGGCCCAAUAUUUUGGCCAGUUGAUAGAGCUGGUUUUAACACAAGAGGCACAGAACCUGCUGAGGCAGAUAGAGCUCUCUGACAGCCUGUACGUGACAGAGUCGGCCAUCAGCAGUUUGUUCAGCCUUGCCCAGGAAGGAGCUCACCUCUGCCGCAUCAUAGCCAAGGAAGGAGGUGUUGUUGUUCUCUUCAAGAUCUGUCGCCAGGAUUGUUUCAGGUGCCUUUAUCCCCAGACCCUGAGAACGCUGGCGUCAAUUUGCUGUGUAGAGGAAGGGAUGCACCAGCUGGAAAAGGUGGAUGGGAUACUGUGCCUGGCUGACAUCCUCACUGAUACCAGCCAUUCUGAAGCCACCCAUGCAGAAGCAGCAGCAGUAAUUGCCCAGAUCACAUCUCCACAUCUCACAUUCACUCAGCAUCUCAGCAGCUUCCUGGAAAAUAUGGAAGAAAUUGUGACAGCACUUGUCAAACUGUGCCAAGAAGCCUCAUCAGGUGAAGUUUUCCUGCUGGCUUCAGCAGCUCUUGCCAACAUCACUUUCUUUGAUACCAUGGCUUGUGAAAUAUUGCUCCAGUUAAAUGCAAUGAAGAUUCUCCUGGCAGCAUGCUCAGACAAACACAUAGUGGAUACUCCAUAUUCCCGGGAUCAGGUGGUAACAAUAUUGGCAAACAUGUCUGUGUUGGACCAGUGUGCUUCAGAAAUCAUUCAAGGAAAUGGUGUUCAGCUUUUAAUGGAGAUGCUCUUUGAGAAAUCCUCUUCUGGAAACCCAGCAGAAGCUGCAGCUUGUGAGCGAGUGCAGCAGAAAUCUGCGGUGACCCUGGCACGGCUCAGCCGGGAUCCCGAGGUGGCAGAGGCAGCUGUAAAACUCAGCUGUAUUCCUCGCCUGAUUAAACUUUGCAGAUCACCAACAGAAAGAAAUAACAGUGAUUCUGUCUUAGUGGCAUGUCUGGCAGCCCUGAGGAGACUGGCAGUGAUGAGUCCUGAUGGGCUGGAGGAUUCAGAUUUUCAGCAGCUGGUAAAGCCCAGACUCGUGGAUUCUUUUCUGCUGUGCACAAAUAUGGAAGAGAGCUUUGUAUAA
This is a messenger RNA of Zonotrichia leucophrys gambelii, 2085 nucleotides long. It is a transcript of the gene INSC, whose product is annotated as INSC spindle orientation adaptor protein. The record is from RefSeq and is a predicted model, not a curated record. Lineage: Eukaryota; Metazoa; Chordata; Aves; Passeriformes; Passerellidae. The transcript is spliced from 14 exons. Gene Ontology annotation, cellular component: apical cortex. Bases 490 to 2085 code for a protein of 531 amino acids. Gene Ontology annotation, biological process: establishment of mitotic spindle orientation; apical protein localization; regulation of asymmetric cell division. Gene Ontology annotation, molecular function: protein binding; cytoskeletal adaptor activity.